This is a messenger RNA of Carassius auratus (goldfish), 1490 nucleotides long. RefSeq names its product phosphatidylinositol N-acetylglucosaminyltransferase subunit C-like. The transcript has 2 exons. The record is from RefSeq and is a predicted model, not a curated record. Gene Ontology annotation, cellular component: glycosylphosphatidylinositol-N-acetylglucosaminyltransferase (GPI-GnT) complex; membrane. NCBI's taxonomy places the organism in Eukaryota, Metazoa, Chordata, Actinopteri, Cypriniformes, Cyprinidae. The coding region runs from base 105 to 986 and encodes 293 amino acids. Gene Ontology annotation, biological process: GPI anchor biosynthetic process.
CAGUCGCGCUUUUGUUUUUGUGGUUCGUCACUUCCGGGAGUGAGAUGGCGUGACAGCAUUGGGUGAAGAAGAGAGAAAACCCGGCUGUUUCGUUUUGACAGGUGAUGGGGGCAGACAGUGGUCCGGGAGCUCCUGCAGCCAUCCCGUGGCGUAAAGUCCUGUAUGAACGCCAGGCUUUCCCGGACAAUUAUGUGGACGGACGCUUUCUGGAGGAGCUGCGGCUCAACAUCCGGGUGCGUCAGUACCGUUACUGGGCGGUGGUGCGUGAGACGGGGCUCAUCGCGCAGCAGGUGUCCUGUGUGGCCGUCUUCCUCACGCUAUGGUCUUAUAUGGAGCGGGGUGCGCUGGUGCCGUCUGCAGUGCUCUGGGUCUGUCUGACCUGUGCUCUGCUGGGAUACGGACUCUAUGAGAUCCUGGGUGGCUCUUGUGUUCGGGAGCGAACGCGCCUGGCGGACCUGCAGAGCGCGACCAUCUUCCUGGCGUUUACUUUUGGGUUUUCACCAGUUUUAAAGACUCUAACCGAGUCGGUCAGUACAGAUACUGUGCAGGCCAUGUCAGCCGUGAUGCUCCUGGCUCACUUGGUGUCCUUCCCGUAUGCUCAGCCCAGCCCACCGUGCAGUCUUUCUCUCAACGCGGCUCUUUUCGGGUCAGUGUGCCUGGCAUCCCGGCUGCCUGGCGCCCUUCACACCUUCACCAUGCUGAGCUGUGCCCUCCUGGUGUUCGCUCUGUGGCCCUGUCUGCUGCACCGCAUGCGGGAGAAGGCGGAGUGGAGCUUCCCGUGGGCGGCUGUGCUGGUGUGUCUGGCUGGAGUCGGGGGUCUGGGGAGCUUGUGGCCCGAGGGGGCUCUUCUCCUCUCGCUGGCUCUGAUAACAUUAACUUUAGUCUGUCCACUGUUGCUGGUCCACCUGCAGAGGCACAAGGACAACAUCCACGGCCCUUGGGACGAGGCAGAGAUUAGAGAGGACCUGUCCCGCUUCUUGAAUUGAAAAGGCAGGGGUUUAAGACCAUUUUAAAUGAUGCUUCUGAUAGACUCCCUUUGGACGGAUGAUUUUGAGAGUCUUCUGCACUUUCCUUAAAGGGGGGGGGGGUGGGGUAAGAUGUACCUUUAAGCUCAGGGAGGAAUUACUGGGAAACUUCAUUUAAUUUUGGCAGUAUAAAAUAAAACUAUAUUAUUAAAUGUGUGAGCCUCAAGAAAAGAUGUCUAGGUCACAUUUAACACAAAUUAAAAAUAAAGGAAGGUUUUUUCUUUUGGUUAAUAAAAUUAAUCCCUAAAAAUAUAUAUUUUUUUUUAAUUCAAAUAAUUCCAUUAAGAUUUUUGGGGUAUGAUCAAGACAUGUUUUGUGAUUUUAAAAUAAUUUAUAUGGAAGUAGGGAGUUCUUUUUAACAGUAUUUAUAUAUAAAUUUGCAUAUUCUGGAAUUGCUUGAUUAAAAGUUUAAAUGGUUUUAAUUGGUUUUAAUAGGUUUUAAUAAUGCUAAUAUUUUAACAUACU